Messenger RNA from Carcharodon carcharias (great white shark), 3679 nucleotides. RefSeq names its product leucine-rich repeat neuronal protein 1-like. The record is from RefSeq and is a predicted model, not a curated record. Gene Ontology annotation, molecular function: protein binding. Lineage: Eukaryota; Metazoa; Chordata; Chondrichthyes; Lamniformes; Lamnidae. The transcript is spliced from 3 exons. The coding region runs from base 734 to 2872 and encodes 712 amino acids.
CGGAGAGAGAGCAGCGGAAUCAGACAGGCAGGAAGAAUCCGAGAACCCGUGGGCUUUAAUUUGAAGGAUGGUCAGAAUAAUUCGUCACCCGUGCGGGAGAAAAUAGCCGACUGAUGUGCAGCUAACCACAUCUGGACUGCGAUAGAGCCUGGGUGAGAGAUGGAUAUGGGCAGAGCCAGACUCCAGCUCUAAGCAACAAGCCUGUGCGGAAGCAGGGGGUGGGGGUGGUUAUGUGUCUCCAGACCUGCAAAACAAACCGAUAGGAACAAACUACAAGUUCGGCAUGUUCUUUCCUUAAAUCUAGAAGAGCCGAAUUGAGACUAUUGGGAUCGAUUUCUAUUUUUGUCACGUCUGUCCCAAGUUCUUGGAUCCUUUGGAACUUCACUCAGUCAGCACUUCUGUCUCUUCCAGGAUCAGCCCUCGAAGACGAUUACCAAUCGCUUAAGUACAGGCAACCUGCUUUCUUCAAAUGCUGAAUGAAGCAAUAUCGACACUCACUGCCAGAAAUCCCCAACUAAUGGACUGAGAUGCCAUUUGCCCGUGAAGUGUGGAUGACAUCCUAGAGCUGGAAUAACCUCCUGGUUCUAACUUUAUUGCUUACCGCAUGCAUUAAAAUGCCCUCUUGACAUUUAAGAGAUCUGCAUUCGGAUUAUCUCUGCACCAUACCCAUAUUGCGCUAACUACGCUUUGAAGGACUCUCAAAGCUUUGAUACCAGCUUUAGAAUUGGAAAAAAUGUUGCUGAAAGAGUACAUGUUUAUCAGCUUGGCAGCUGUUACAUUAACUCAAGCGAUACCUUGGCGUGUCAAGUGUCCAGAUGUGUGUGUUUGUGAAAUUAAACCUUGGUUCACACCAAGGUCAAUGUACAGGGAGGCUCCAACAGUGGACUGCAAUGAUUUUUUAAUGACUGAAGUUCCUGCAAAUCUACCUGAAGGAACACAGACGUUACUACUACAGAGCAACAGGAUCGCUAAGAUCAAGCCGGGUGAGCUGGGGUACCUGGUGAACCUGACAGAACUGGAUCUGUCCCAAAACAGUUUCUCCAGGAUUGAAGACUUCAACUUGAAGAAUAUGUUCAAUCUCCUAGUCCUCCAUUUGGAAGAGAAUCAGUUGACUGAAUUGUCAGGAGAUGGUUUCUCUGCUCUUAACAACCUUCAAGAGCUUUACUUAAACCACAACCAGCUGAGCACCAUUUCUGCCAGAGCCUUCUUUGGUCUUGAAAACCUACUUCGGCUCCACCUGAACUCCAACAAGCUGAGGACCAUUAAAAGUGAAUGGUUUGAGACCAUACCCAGCCUGGAAAUCCUCAUGAUUGGAGAGAAUGCAGUAGAAAUGAUCCAGAACAUGAACUUUAAGCCCCUCAUCAAUCUAAGAAGCCUUGUAUUGAGUGGAAUGAGCCUAAAAGAAAUCUCAGACAAUGCUCUUGAGGGUCUGGAGAAUUUAGAAAGCAUUUCUUUUUAUGAUAACAAAUUACCUAAGGUUCCAAAGAUGGCCCUCCGGAAAGUCCCAGAUCUUAAAUUUUUGGAUUUGAAUAAGAAUCCAAUUCAAAGGAUCCAACAAGGUGAUUUUACAGAUAUGCUCCACCUCAAAGAGUUGGGCAUAAACAAUAUGGAGGAGUUGAUCUCCAUUGACAAGUUUGCUUUGGACAACCUGCCAGAAUUGACCAAACUAGAGGUGACCAACAACCCGAAACUUUCCUACAUUCACCCCAGUGCAUUUCGCCUCAUUCCUCAAAUGGAAACCCUCAUGCUAAACAAUAAUGCUCUGAGUGCCUUAUACAGAAAGACCAUCGAGUCUCUUUCCAAACUCCAAGAGAUUAGCAUUCACACCAACCCCAUCAGAUGUGACUGUGUUAUUCGCUGGGUGAAUACAAAUGAAAACCGCAUUCGUUUCAUCGAACCGCAGUCAACCUUUUGCGUGGACCCUCCAGAGUUUAAAAGACAAAACCUGAGAGAUGUUCCAUUCAGAGAGAUGACAGAUCGAUGUCUGCCUCUCAUUUCUUCUGAAGCUUUCCCCUCACAACUGGACACUGAAAUCGAAGAGUCACUUUCCCUUCACUGCCGAGCUUUCGCUGAGCCUGACCCUGAGAUUUAUUGGGUUACACCAUCUGGUGAUAAACUUUUGACCUACAGCACAUCAGACAAAUACAGAGUGCGCCCUGAGGGAACACUGGAGAUAUUCAAUAUAACUACAAACGAAGCUGGACUCUACACUUGUGUGGCCCACAACCUGGUUGGUGCUGACAUGAAAAGCGUGACUGUCAAAGUGAGUGGAUUCUAUCCAGACAAUAAAGAGAACAUUCAGCUUUACGUACAAGAAAUGGAGGCACACCACAUCCUGUUGUCAUGGAUAAUCACCUCGAAUAUUAUAUCUUCAAACAUCACUUGGUCACGUACAAUGAGCAAUAGCAGCUUGAAUUCUGCAUUUACAGCCAGAAUUCCUGCAGGCAUUCACAAGUAUAAUCUGACUCAUCUGGAACCAUUUACUGAAUAUGUGAUAUGUGUACAUGUGUCGUACAUUCACCUCCAUAACAAGAUAUCCUGCAUCAGGAUCAGGACCAAAGAGGCCAACUUAGCAACUGGCACCAAUGAAAUAAGACUACAGUUUCUAAUCGCCUUGACCGCUUGUGUCCUCUUUGUGGCUACAAGUAUCUUGUCUCUUCGUGGGCUUAUGUCUACGAGGCAGAAGGUUGAGGUGGAACGUAGCCCUUUGGCGUUGUGCAUGCAGAAGAACUUGCCUAUCUCGCUGCAUGGGAUUUACCCUCCAUUUGUCAAGCACUGGGAACCUGAGAACAACUCGGGCAAAACAAUAGCGGUGGAAGUUCAGUCCACCCCACUGGGUCCCUCUAAUGUCAACUUUUGUGAGGCCAACUGAGACAAUCUUAACGUGAAAAGGGACACCGUAUAAACACGAUCCAAGUCAACAAUAGACAGGCCUCCUAUCACAGUCCAGGUGAACAGGCAAACUGGAUCAAGAAAGCAAAUGAUCGCACUUUUGUCUGCUGAAGUGAAGAAAACAAAGUGAAUCCAGAUCCCGUCCAGUUCUUUUAGACGUAAGAGGGUAACGGUUCUUGUAGCAGUAAAUUCCCUCCUGGUAGAAAACUCCCUUCUCUGUCCAACUGAUGUCCAUGUGUUUGUUCUGUACUGGUUAUGAACUCUGUUUAUAGGAGACAUAUAUAGGAAUCCGGGAAAGAUUAAAACAAAAAAACGGGAUCUUGCUGUUCAGAAAUGUAUCCAAUUUCUUAUGUAAAACAUUUGUGACCAUGUCGAUAGAGAAUCUGCUGUCUUUUUUUCGAGCCAAGCCACUUGAAAAUCUGAAUGGAAGUUCUGAGCCGGUUUACAACAAUUUUUUACAGGAAGUACGUGCAUAUUUUUCUAGGUUCAGAGAGUGAUGCCACACUUUGGUUUGAGCUCCCCUCUGCCCUUUCCGCUGCUCAGAGAGAUGGAUGAUGUGGCCCCUUUGAGCACCGCGAAAGGUUUUUCCUGUUUUCAGGCGAUGCUAGUUUUUUCUAUCACUGCACCAUUUACCGAACUAAUUUUCUGUAGAUUUCCUGUACCGCUGACCGUUACUGCGCGAAAAUAAACAACGGGCAGAAACGCAAAGGACCCAUGGAGCAUUUCUUUUGAUUGCAGUAUUUUCUGAAUAAACAACAAUGAAAAAUAAAGUUGCAAGUGAAACUUG